UUUUAUUAUUUUUUGUGUGUUCUUUUGUCUUUCUCUAAUCUAGAAUGUUCUUUUUUAUUUCAUUUUUGCCAUUGUUUCUCUUUAAAAAGCAGAGCCCGUGAAAGAUGGGUUGGUGGAAGGCCAUGGGCGGUUAGUAUUAUCAAAUCAUUUUUCAGGUGGUGGUGGUGGAAGGAGUGGGUGUGAUGGCGUUGGAGUUCAGGUCGCAGAUGGACGACGCGUGGUACGACGCACGGAUAGUGAUGGACGGCUACGAUUGCCUGAGGGUGAAGUUCAUCGGCUUCCCCGACGACCACGACGAGGUUUUCGACGCCAAUAACUUGACUUCCUUCAAAGAUAUCGCCGAGUUCAGGCGCCGGUUCAGGCCGGUGUCCGUACAGGUUCAGGAUAAUGAGUGCUCGCAGGUAGCAAAGGGCACGCUCGUCUGUGUCGCCCACGCAGUCUGUCCCGACGACCGCCGCUUCUACGACGCCGUCGUCUACAAGGUUUUGCAUGAGGAACAUCGGUUUGUAAAAGGAGAAGAAGAAUGCCCAUGCAGCUUCAUUCUCUUUUGGAGACACGGUCCAAAAGCUGGGUGUUUAACUGUUCAAGAUCUUGAAAACAUAUGCAGAGUCCAGCCUCGUAGAAGCAAAAUGAAUCCACUUCUGACCUCUUUUCUAGAAACAGCCAGGGAGAAAAUUGAAAUCACCCUUUCUAAAAUUUGUGCAACUCCUCAUGAACCUGCCUAUGAUGAAAAAGCUUGUAGGCCCAGCGUUUCUCAACGUUUAAAGCAGGAUACAAGCACUUCAAGGCGACCCUCAAGCCUUAUCUCGUCUCUUAAAAGGUUUGUACAAAUUGCCCUUAAAACCUUUUCCAAAUGCAUUAGUUUCUUAAUCUUUUACAGUUUCCUCAAGCCAGAAAUGAAUGGAAAUCCUUCGCAAAGGGCUGGACAUGUCAGGGAGAUCGAAGGGACCCCCCAUAUGAUAAUCGUUGACAAUCUUGAGAGGGGUUUAUAACCGUUAAAAAUUGUGGAAUUUAGACAUAAAAAAGUUUCAAUCUCCUGUAAAGCAUUUGUUUUGCCAUGUAUGUCGUCUGAGUGGUAUACUCGAGGAACCAUUCUGGUGGACAGCAAAACGAAUGUUGACAAGUUAUCUGACUUUCUGGAGGGUCCCGAUCACAUCAUCAUCUCCUCAAGUGGAAGAAGCACUCCGAAACAUACCUUAAGUGAUUGUCCAACAUGGCACAGAGUCCUCGUUUGCGGGUCAUGUGUUGGAAACAUCCAGUCUCCCACCAGAAAUCUUUGUUGAUUUACAAGACCUUGGGUGAUGACUGAGAAAACACGGGUACAUGAGCCAUCCAUUAAAAACUUCAUGCUUAUAUCUCAG
Messenger RNA from Prunus persica (peach), 1361 nucleotides. RefSeq lists its product as uncharacterized. The coding region runs from base 183 to 992 and encodes 269 amino acids. The record is from RefSeq and is a predicted model, not a curated record. Gene Ontology annotation, molecular function: chromatin binding. NCBI's taxonomy places the organism in Eukaryota, Viridiplantae, Streptophyta, Magnoliopsida, Rosales, Rosaceae. The transcript is spliced from 5 exons.